AUGGAGACUUCUCUCCUCCAGCUGAUGAGCAUCAGUGACUCAUGGAUGAGCCCCAGCUCCAUUUUCAUACCCAUGGACGUGAUCUUUGGUGUUCUGUGUGGAGUAGGGCUCUUCUUUCUACUAAUCCCCUUCCUGAAGACAUACCCAGUGUCCCCACCACCUGGGAGUGAAGAGAACACCGCAAAGGUGAGGAGAACCUUGGUGAGGAGGGGACAGAGCAAGACCAGGAAGAAAGCUGCUUCUGCGAAAGGUUGUAGAGACAGCAGAGAGAAUGUGGAAGAUACCCAGAAUGCAUCCCAACCUGUGAAAAGCCCCACCAAGCAUCCUUUACUGGACCCCACACCACAUCCCUUUUGGAAUCCUACUGAGAAGCCUCUUCCCCUCUCUCCGCUGCUAUCUUAUCUCAAGUUCUUGGAAGAUCUUAUGCAGCAGAAAUUUAGCCAGAUUUUCGGGGGCAUGUCCUCCAUGCUCUCUGAGUCAGUGGUGGCUGCUGCCUGGGUCUCCAAGAGACCUUCCUCUGCACGACCUAAAACUGUCAGGUUCAGCGAUUCUUGUGGCACUUUCCCAGCUCUACCCAUGGCUCAAGGCCCUCCCCAGGAUUCUCAGGCUCAGCCAUUGCCCCACCAACUUGAGACACCAAGCUUGGCAGGUGUGACAGAGGCUCAGACACUGGACAACCUCCCAAGCUCUACACCAAACCAAGCACUUUCGUCAUCUUCAAGGAGAACCCAUGUAAAAGCAGGUUCUACCAGUGAGAGAGGGAUACAGGCAACCCUCCUGACUGAAAACCAGCCCUGGCAGCAGGAUCUAGAGUGGAAAGACACCAUAGGCUCCAAUGUCCAAACACGUCAAGCAGACAUUAGCCAGCCCACUCACAACUUCACCAGGGACACCCUGCCCACUGAAGCUAUCCGGUCAGCCUCCAUCCUUUCAGAGCAUUACCAGUUCCUCCAGCAUCAUGAGGAGACACAGACUGAAGACAGGAUGACUAUGGUGACAGAACAGCAAGGCUCCCCAUCCAGGCUCCUCCCAUCCCAGGAACUGACACAGCUGCAGGGACAUUUCCCAGCACACAGCCCUUCCCAGCCCGAGGACAAGCCUGACCUCCCCCAGCCUGACCAGCCCUCCAUCCUCGGCUCGAAAAGUUCCAAGUUGAGCCAGAUGAUGGGGUCUGUGCCCUGGAGGAUGCCCUUAAAAGAGGGUCCAGAAAAACGAAUCAUGUAUGACUCCAUCAAGGAGGGCCCCAGUUUUAGGGCCAAAGACUUGCCUGGCACUUCUAUCAGCAGCCCUGGGAAGGGUCUAGAGCCUAGAAACCCUGCACUGAGAACAGAUCAGCGGUCCUAUGUGAACACCACCCAGGACCUUUCCUUCCUUGACCCUAAAAUCCAAAGGAAACUGGAAUCAAACAUCACGCAGCUUUCUGAGAAACGCAGGUGGGAACCCUGUGGUUCUAAAGCUGAAUACUAUUCCAAGGCUGCCAUGAUCUUAGAAAAAUUGCAUCAACAAGAUCCAGGAGGGACAAGGUUAGAAACUGCGUCAGGUGCCAGGCUGGAGAGUCCUCUGUUUGCACACCCACCUUCAGAGGUGCAGGAGAUGCAAAGAGCCACUCCACCACCUGCCAGCCAUGGACCCUUCAAGGCCCAUCCAGUUAAACGGCAAAGAUACCUGAGCUCUCAGACCAGGGCUUUCUGCUUCCAGGGAAGAACGCAGCCAAGUAGGACUGUCCGAGGGACUGGAAGAGGCAGCCUGCACCCAAGUAGCAGCCCAAGAAUGCCCAAGCAUGCUCCAUGGAAGAGGUUUGAGAAUGUGGCCUCAGGACGUCCCUGCUGGAGAGGGACAAUGCCCGGCCCUCAAGAAGGGGUCAAACAAACUAAUAGAUCAGAGGAGAAAGAAGAGACACAUCCUGUCUGGAAAGUGACUUUGGGAUCCACAGAAAUUCUCAAUGGCCAAACCAUCAAUAUCCAUCUCAGGGACUUUAAGUCUACAGAGGCCAACAGAAGCCCAGGCCAGCUCCAAACUCCUACUCCACAGUACUCAGGAGACUUGGCUUUAAAAGUGCAAAUAUGUAGUAAGGUUGACUUCAGAUCAAGCAAGCAGCCACAGGCCUCGCCUCUGGACCAUCGUCCAGACAUCCCCAGUGAAAUGAGUUUGUCUUCAGAGAACUCACUUCCUAGCUUUCAACAUAGAUCCAAAAUACUCAAGACUUCCCACGGCCUAGAUGAUGUCUUCAAGAGGAGAGAUCAGAGCCAGGAGACCCAGUACUUCAGAGCUACCAAGGACAAAAGUCAAGCUAAGAAUCACAAGGUGUUUCAUCCCAAUGAUGAGAGGAAGAGGUUUAAUAGAUCUAGAGCCACAUGCCAGGGAAAAAGGUCAAGGAGAGGGAAGCCCUGUACUCCAAGCUCCACCCAGCUCAAGAAUAUAGCCACGACUGGGAGUGAGUCCUCCCUUUAUAUGACAGGAAAAGGACAGGAUUCCCUGGAAAGCUAUCUGAAGAAAAUCAUAAGGCAUGUUCUACAAUAUCUCAACCUCAACAUAUUCUCCAGGGACGCCCUGGAGAAUGAACGCUCUCCACCGGCUACCGUGAGGUCUCAGGAGUCAGUCACAAGAGAGAAGCUGGUCUACAGUAUGGCCACUGAAGUGCAGUCUCUCAUGAAUGUUGUCGUACAGAUCCUGGUGAACUGGCUGGGACUUAAAGUAGGGGACCCAUCAGAGGCACAAUGGCAUAGACUGGAACCACUGACAUCCCAGGUGGGUGGCUCUCACCACUCUUCUGAGGGUCUCUACGACCCAAAGGAUAGAAGACCAGCAAGAAGAAUGAGCUCUGACCACACCAGCCCCAAGAGUUACAGCUAUCCAUUCACACACAAGGGGAUCAGAGAUAAGCACCAGUUGGUUGUUGGUGCCCAGAGAGCCUGUCAUCGACAUCAGAACAGAGGGAGGAGAAGAAUGGGCAUUGACCAAGUCCCCACUUCCAAGGGGGAACAACCAUCUGUGCACAGAGAUGCUGGAGACAAACAUAGAGCCUCUGACCGACACCAAAGUACAAAGAAAGGAAUGGGCUGUGGCCACCUCAUCAGCCCCAAAGAGAACAGCCAUCCAGUCACAUUCAGGGGAACUGGAGACAAGGAGCAGUCAUCUGCUGCCCAGAGAGCUGCUCACCCCAAGUGGACCUUACCAGCAUAG
Molecule: messenger RNA, 3183 nt
Organism: Phodopus roborovskii (desert hamster)
Lineage: Eukaryota; Metazoa; Chordata; Mammalia; Rodentia; Cricetidae
Product: spermatogenesis-associated protein 31A6
Exons: 6
Coding region: 1-3183 (1060 amino acids)
Source: RefSeq, a predicted model, not a curated record